AGGUCGCUCGCAUCCAUCCAAUCAGAGCCAGUUUUACAUACCCGAGCGCAUCCGGUGCUAUAAAACUGACCACGAGUUGGCACUGCAAGCGAGAGUCCAUCUUGGAGAGCGGUUCUUUCACCUCCGAUAUUUUACCGUGAUCCUAAACUACCACAAUGGCCGACGCAGAGCAGCAGUUCAUGGAGACCUCCGAGAACGGGAACGAGGAGAACGGCAACGGAGCGGAAUUCACGGAGGCCGCGGCGGACGAUGAGAACGGAGGCGGCGAGGGAGGACAGAUCGACGCCAGCAAGGGCGAUGAAGAUGCCGGUAAAAUGUUUGUUGGAGGGCUCAGCUGGGACACCAGCAAGAAAGAUCUCAAGGAUUAUUUCUCAAAGUUUGGGGAGGUGACCGACUGCACCAUCAAGAUGGAUUCAAACACCGGCCGGUCACGAGGGUUUGGAUUCAUCUUGUUCAAAGAUCCAGGGAGCGUUGACAAGGUGAUGCUGCAAAAGGAACACCGACUUGAUGGGCGACAGAUCGAUCCUAAGAAGGCAAUGGCCAUGAAGAAGGAGCCAGUGAAGAAAAUAUUCGUUGGUGGCCUAAACCCUGAAACCACUGAAGAGAAGGUCCGAGAAUACUUUGGGGCCUUUGGAGAGGUGAGUUUUGAUUUUUGUUUUGUGAACGAGUCCACAUGUCUAGUCUUGUGGCUUUAUAUUAAUGGUGUGUUUGAUUUGCAGAUCGAAACUAUGGAACUGCCAACUGAUCCAAAGACAAGCAAAAGGAGGGGCUUUGUUUUCAUCACCUAUAAGGAGGAAUCUGCAGUCAAGAAAAUCCUUGAAAAGAAAUACCAUAAUGUUUGCGGAAGCAAGUGUGAGAUUAAAGUCGCUCAGCCUAAGGAGAUCUACCAGCAGCAGCAGUACGGGAAUCGUGGAGGCUAUGGAGGUCGUGGCAGGGGCCGUGGGGGUCAGAACUGGAACCAGGGAUAUAACAGCUACUGGAACCAGGGCUAUGGCAACCAAGGCUACGGUGGCCAGCAGGACUAUGGCGGUUAUGGUGGAUAUGGCAACUAUGACUAUUCCUCUGGCUAUUAUGGCGGGUAUGGUGGAUAUGACUACAACCAGGGAACUCCAAGCUAUGGGAAAACACCCAGACGUGGAGGCCACCAGAGCGGCUACAAGCCAUACUGAUCACAUGUAGAACAGGACUGAAGUAUCUUCAAACCAAGAGUGUGACGCGUGACAACAGCAGGUCUCACAGACAUGGACUCUUUUACAGGAUAAGAUCAUGAUCCAUUUGUACAGAACCGACUAAUAGGGGAAGCAAUGUCACACUUCCACAUUUUUAUUUUUGUUUUAUUUUCCUUUGUCCACGUGCAUUUCCAGAGUUGGAAGUGUUAUUUUUACUGUACUUUUUGGUACCUUUUUUGAAUAAUGUAUUGUAUGGUUGUAUUUUACUUGUCUACUGGAUUUACCACAUGAGGUUCGGGAGCUGCCAGAGCUUUUGAAAUAAAACAAUUUUGAGUAAUUUUCCCAGUGUUUCCAUAUGUUUACUACGCUUGUAUUUGCUUAUUUCUGUUGCAUGGGUUCAAACCUGCAUAGAAUAGAAGGUAGUUUUUGAUAAGUAUCACUGCAGUAAUCUGAUGUCAGCAUUUUGAUAAUUCUGGAAGUUAAUUUGUUUGCUUGGAUUUUUUUUUUUUUUUAAACCUGCCGUGGUUGUAAUGAAGCUGAAGCGUUUUGUGGACGCUAGUGAACCGAUGUUUCUCACAAAUCUCAUUCCUAUAGUGUUGGUAGAAAUAAAUGAUUUGUAAGAUU
Molecule: messenger RNA, 1793 nt
Organism: Myxocyprinus asiaticus (Chinese sucker)
Lineage: Eukaryota; Metazoa; Chordata; Actinopteri; Cypriniformes; Catostomidae
Product: heterogeneous nuclear ribonucleoprotein A/B-like
Exons: 8
Coding region: 156-1169 (337 amino acids)
Biological process (GO): regulation of gene expression
Cellular component (GO): nucleoplasm
Molecular function (GO): RNA binding
Source: RefSeq, a predicted model, not a curated record